Abrus precatorius (Indian licorice) is the source of this 1140-nucleotide messenger RNA. RefSeq names its product gibberellin 2-beta-dioxygenase 2-like. The transcript is spliced from 3 exons. Gene Ontology annotation, biological process: gibberellin catabolic process; response to light stimulus. Bases 157 to 1140 code for a protein of 327 amino acids. The record is from RefSeq and is a predicted model, not a curated record. Lineage: Eukaryota; Viridiplantae; Streptophyta; Magnoliopsida; Fabales; Fabaceae.
CUUCAUAUAACCCACCAUUCACCAACUCAGUAUCAACACAUAUCUAGCUCCAAAUUCUAUACUAUUACAUAAGGGGAAAAAAACACUUCAAAACCAACCCAAGUUUUUUCAUUUUUUCCCAUCCACUCUUUGCUGUGAUUCCUGAUAGGAAUAGAGAUGGUGUUGGCUUCCCCAAACCCAAUCAAGAACGAAAGGAUCAUACCCAAUGAGCUUCCCACUGUGGACCUUAAGGCUGAAAGGUCGGAGGUAACAAAACUCAUUGUGAAAGCAUGUGAAGAGUAUGGUUUCUUCAAGGUGAUCAACCAUGGUAUCAGCAAUGAAACUAUAGCCAAAACUGAAGAGGCAGGGUUUAGUUUCUUUGGGAAACCGGUGACACAGAAGAAACUGGCUGCACCUGCAUAUGGCUCCAAGAACAUAGGGUUCAAUGGAGACGUGGGUGAGGUUGAGUACCUUCUUCUCAAUGCUACCACUCACUCCAUUGCUCAGAUAUCCAAAAGUAUAUCCUCUGACUUCAGCUCUACCUUAAGUGCUUACGCUGAGGCAGUGAAGAAGUUAGCAUGUGAGAUUUUGGAGUUAAUUGCAGAGGGCCUGGGGGUCCCCGACACUUGGGUUUUCAGCAGAUUCAUAAGGGAUGCCGACAGUGACUCUCUCCUUAGGCUCAAUCACUACCCACCUAUGCCUAUUAUUAACGCACAUUGCAAGGACAACAACAUGCCCUUUAACUACACCAAGGUUGCCUUUGGAGAGCAUUCUGACCCUCAGAUCUUAACCAUUCUUAGAUCCAACGAUGUGGGUGGCCUUCAAAUCUCUCUUCAAGAUGGGGUCUGGGUCCCAGUCAACCCUGACCCCUCAGCUUUCUACGUUAACGUGGGUGAUGUACUAGAGGUCAUGACAAAUGGAAGAUUUGUGAGCGUGAGACAUAGGGCUAUGACAAACUCAUACACAUCAAGAAUGUCAAUGGCAUAUUUUGGGGCUCCACCACUGCAUGCUUGCAUUGUUGCUCCACCAAUUAUGGUUACACCCCAGAGGCCCUCUCUCUUCAGAUCAUUUACUUGGGCCGAUUACAAGAAGGCCACAUACUCUCUAAGGCUUGGAGACAGCCGCAUUGAACUUUUCAGAAAGUGCAAAGAAAUAGAGUAA